AUGAGGGACGCAGCCCUCCCAGGCCCCAGCCCUAGGGUGAAGCAUGAAUUGGGACAGGCGGCUCCAGCCCUGGCAGGGAAUGGGGCUGGGCUCCUAGAGUGGCCCUUGGAGGAAUCUGGGGGAGCCCCGGAUGCAGGCAGUCCGAGGCUGUCCGGAGGCCACAGCCUUCACGAGACGUCCACAGUUCUGGUGGAGACUGUGACCAAGUCUUCGUCAAGCCGGGGCUCCAGCUACAGCUCCACCCCCAAGUUCUCCUCGGACGCCAGCAAGGUGGUGACUCGGGGGCCGGGGCUGUCCCAGGCUUUCGUGGGCCAGAAGAACUCCUUCACCGUGGACUGCAGCAAAGCAGGCACCAACAUGAUGAUGGUGGGUGUGCACGGGCCCAAGACCCCCUGUGAGGAGGUGUACGUGAAGCACAUGGGGAACCGGGUGUACAACGUCACCUACACCGUCAAGGAGAAAGGGGACUAUAUCCUCAUUGUCAAGUGGGGCGAAGAAAGUGUCCCUGGAAGCCCCUUCAAAGUCAAGGUCCCUUGAAUCCCAGAAGUGCCUCCCCAGCUUUGGCCCCAACCUCCAGCCAAACACACCACACACACCACACACACACACACACACACACACGCCACACCCAGACACACGCAUGGAAUCAGACACUACAAACACCUG
Messenger RNA from Saimiri boliviensis boliviensis (Bolivian squirrel monkey), 666 nucleotides. The record is from RefSeq and is a predicted model, not a curated record. NCBI's taxonomy places the organism in Eukaryota, Metazoa, Chordata, Mammalia, Primates, Cebidae.